Messenger RNA from Pundamilia nyererei, 1766 nucleotides. RefSeq names its product bone morphogenetic protein 2-A-like. Bases 130 to 1269 code for a protein of 379 amino acids. The record is from RefSeq and is a predicted model, not a curated record. NCBI's taxonomy places the organism in Eukaryota, Metazoa, Chordata, Actinopteri, Cichliformes, Cichlidae. Gene Ontology annotation, cellular component: extracellular region. Gene Ontology annotation, molecular function: cytokine activity; growth factor activity. The transcript has 6 exons.
AAACCUUCCAAUCAUUUUUGACAGUUACCAAUCAGCCAACAGCUGGUUAGCUUAGUUUAGCACUGCAAGACUGGAGAAGGGGGCGCAGCUGAUUUUGUCCAAAGGUGUAGAGCUCAGUCCAGUCUGGAGAUGACGGCACGAGCUCCGCGCCUCUGCCUCCUCGCUCUCCUGCUGCUAAGAUGCGUCACCCCGCUGGCGAUCCCGCAGGACGGUUUGGGCGCGACGAAAAUGGCCAGGCAGAAGCUGGAUCGUCUCUUCUAUCUUAAGGAUAUCCCCAGACCAGCGGUGGCUCCUCAGAAGAAGGCUCCUCAGUUCAUGCUGGAUCUUUUUAACGUGGUUUCUGUCACGGAUGGGACCCCGAAAAGCCAGACGGACAUUCUGGAAGGAAACACGGUGCGGAGUUUCAGCGAUAAAGGACAACCUGGAGAGAGUUUUCACUUCUUCAACUUGUCAUCUUUCGGCAGAGAUGAGAGAAUGAUCAAAGCGCAGUUCCGCUGGUUCCGAAAGAAAAGGAAGUUUUAUCCCGGAAGCUUUCACACGCCUCAUUUCUACAAAGUGGCUCUGUAUGAGGUGCUGGAGAACCUUGUGAAGCCGUGGCGAGGAAACCUCAUCACCUCCAGAUUGGUUCCACUAUACACACAAGGAUGGGAAGUCUUCAAUGUCACUCAAAUAGUAUCCAAGUGGAUCCAGAACAGUCAGGAGGACAACGGCAUCCUGGUGGUGACUACACUUUCUUCCGGUAACUGGCUGGAGUCGGUGUUGCAUUCAUCUAAACAGAAUGUAGAGCUGACAGACACAAGCGCCUACCUGGUCAUAUUCUCACACGACAAACAGACAGGAGCAUCAAACCAGUCAUACUUUGGACAAGCCCAACCUGAACCGGCUGCCCCCGAGCACCGCAGCAGAAGGCCUCGUGCAUCUUCCAGUGUCAUGCCCCUCGACAGCUCCCAGCACUGCCAGCGCAUUUCUCUGUUUGUUGACUUCGAGGAGAUCGGCUGGUCGGGCUGGAUCAUCUCUCCCCGUGGAUACAAUGCCUAUCACUGUACGGGCUCCUGUCCGUUCCCGCUGGGGGUAGGCAUCAGGGCGACCAACCACGCCACAGUGCGUUCUAUCAUGCACGCACUCAAGGUUACUAGCGAUGAGGUGGAAGCGCCCUGCUGCGUGCCGGACACGCUCCAGUCUAUGAGUCUGUUGUAUUUUGACGAUGAGGAGAAUGUGGUUUUAAAGCAGUAUGACGACAUGAUGGCGUUAAGCUGUGGUUGUCAUUAGCUGCCUGUGAGUCUCCUGGAUUCUUUAACACUGGUCAACACAUGGGCAUGAAACAGUGAGGGUUAAGUUCCUGUGUUUUUGAUGGUAUUCACUGAGGUACUGAAAGAGCUAUUUCAUAGCUACUCGUCGCUAAUCCUUUGACGAUGCAAGUCCAAUGGCCUGUUGUUGUUCUCCAUUUUUUUAAAAUAUUGUUUAUAUAGUUUCAAUUGUGGCCCAAAGGCCCACUUCAGGUUCUUCUUCUGGAGUGUAAUUUGAAUGUUUCUGUGACACUGAUAUGUCCAUGGUGCUGAGCCAGCCCAUGUGGUCCGUCCUACAAAAUCAUUACUUUUUAUUUGGAAUUAAAUUUUUAUUGUCUCUCAGCGGACUGUGGUAGCUGCCACUAAAAUGCUCAAAAAUUACAAUUAAAGGUGAUGUUUUCAAGUAUUCAUUGUUUUAGUUCAGGAGCACAUCAAAUUAAAACUAUUUUUACAUUUAAGCAAAGAACUACUCCAACAUUU